AAGUCAGAGUAGUAAAGAAAACCAAGGUACAGCGGGAGCAGGUUGUAACCAAUGUAGAUAGAUUUAAAGGCGAAAGAACAGUUGUUUCCCAUUGCAGGAAAGUUUAGUGGAGGGGUAAAAUGAUCAAGUGUGCGCUGGGGAUGUUGUCUUUGUCGCUCCUGGUGACGUUCGCCGCCUGUAACGCUCCUCCGGUCCCGUUAGAAGACAUCCUCAUUGAGAAAACCUUCGUGCCAGAACAAUGUGUGCGCGCAGUCAAAGUGGGAGACUUUGUCAGGUAUCACUACAUUGGCACGUUUCCUGACGGGAAAAAGUUUGAUUCAAGCUAUGAUCGUGGGAGCACCUACAACGUGUUUGUUGGCAAAAAGCAGCUUAUUGAAGGGAUGGACAAAGCUCUGGUUGGGAUGUGUGUCAAUGAAAGGAGCCUGAUCAAGAUCCCUCCUCACCUCGCCUAUGGGUCAAAAGGAUACGGCGACAUUAUUCCAGCUGAUUCCAUCCUCCACUUCGAUGUUCUACUGCUGGACGUGUGGAACCCCGAGGAUGGCGUCCAGAUCAACACCUACUACACUCCCUCCAACUGCUCCAGGAAGGUGGAGGUUUCCGACUUUGUGCGUUAUCACUACAACGGAACCCUGCUGGACGGGACACUCUUUGACUCCAGCCACACUCGCAUGCGUACCUAUGACACCUAUGUUGGGAUCGGGUGGCUGAUCGCCGGCAUGGAUCAGGGACUUCUGGGAAUGUGUGUUGGGGAGCGCCGCAUCAUCACCAUGCCUCCCUCCCUCGGCUAUGGAGAGAAUGGAGACGGUAGCGACAUCCCAGGUCAGGCGUCUCUGGUAUUUGAUGUGGUUCUGUUGGACCUUCAUAACCCCAGAGAUGGAAUCACAAUCACUAAUCAAAUCGUUCCUGAGUCCUGUACGAGGAAGACGGUGGCAGGGGACUUUGUACGUUAUCACUACAAUGGCAGUCUGCUGGAUGGGACCUUUUUUGAUUCCAGUUACUCUCGUAAUCACACCUAUGACACGUAUGUGGGUCGAGGGUAUGUGAUCGCUGGCAUGGACGAGGGCCUCAUUGGAGUUUGUAUUGGCGAGAGACGGACCAUCACCAUCCCACCACACCUCGCUUAUGGAGAGGAGGGCACGGGCUCUAAGAUACCCGGCUCAGCUGUGCUCGUGUUUGAUAUUCACAUGAUCGACUUUCACAACCCGUCUGAUAACACUGAGAUCACUGUGACCUACAAGCCAGCAGAGUGUGACAAGCAAACCAAAAAGGGAGACUUCAUCAAGUAUCAUUACAAUGGUACCCUGCUGGAUGGGACGCCAGUCGACUCCACGUAUAGUUAUGGAAAGACAUAUAACGUUGUCCUCGGGGCCAACCAGGUGGUGCCGGGGAUGGAGGACGGUCUGAUAGACAUGUGUGUGGGAGAGAUAAGACGGCUGAUUAUCCCCCCUCACCUGGCCUAUGGAGAGAGAGGAGUCACCGACCAGGUCCCAGGAAGUGCAGUACUGCUGUUUGAUGUUGAGCUGGUUGAGAUAGAGGAGGGACUUCCUGAGGGCUACAUGUUUAUCUGGAACGAAGAGGUCCCCCCAGGCCUGUUUGCCAAGAUGGACAGGGACAACAGUGGAUCAGUGGAGCCCUCUGAGUUUACCGACUACAUCAUGCAGCAAGUGAAUGAUGGUAAAGGACGCCUGGCUCCCGGCUUCGAUCCCUACCGUAUUAUAGACAACAUGUUCUCUAACCAAGACCGCAACGGAGACGGAAAGAUCACAGAAGAGGAGUUCAAACUCAAAGCAGAUGAAACUAACCAUGACGAGCUAUGAUGGGACAGAGUGGAUAGUAGAUCUGGGUGUUGGGAAAGGGGUCUGGAAAUUGGGAAAUGUUGGGAACUUCUGUUGGUGGGUUGUUUGGUAGUGGGGGGAUAAAAAAACAUUGAAUAGGAACUCUAUUCAGAUUUAGAUUUUUUUUUAUUUGAGGACUGAAAUAAUAUUGAACUAUGGUUAUUCUCACAUGAGAAUGGAAAACAAGGAUUUAGUUGUUUUUUGUUUUUUUUUUAAAGAU
This is a messenger RNA of Cyprinodon variegatus (sheepshead minnow), 2055 nucleotides long. It is a transcript of the gene fkbp9, whose product is annotated as peptidyl-prolyl cis-trans isomerase FKBP9-like. Lineage: Eukaryota; Metazoa; Chordata; Actinopteri; Cyprinodontiformes; Cyprinodontidae. The record is from RefSeq and is a predicted model, not a curated record. The transcript has 10 exons. Bases 120 to 1817 code for a protein of 565 amino acids. Gene Ontology annotation, molecular function: peptidyl-prolyl cis-trans isomerase activity; calcium ion binding.